GGAUAAGAUCCAUGACAAUAAGGUGGAGCCUGUAAACUCUACGGCAGCAGAGUGUAGGCUUUGUGGAGCCGGCGCAUUCCUCGAGACAGCUGCAGGAAACCUCCCGGCAGAACGACAGGCCCUCGGAGCAGAAACGCGCGCGCCACCAAGCCGGAGUGGACGCAUUGACGCACGCGUGCGUAUUGAAUCAGUCGAGUGAGCGAGCAAGCGAAAUACGGAGAGAGAGAGAGAGAGAGAGAGUUGGCGCGCGGCUCGGCCGUUUCAGCCUUCACUCAGCAGUUCGUUAAGCUUUGAGUCUAAAGCGAGGCUUUUGCUCAUUCCUCUUCUUCUCUUCUCCGCCGCACCUUUUGAGGUAACUACACUUCCGAUUUUCCGUCAGGAUUAUUGACAUCUUCUUCCUCGUUGUUGGAUAUUUCCCCGGAGGGGGGGGCGCGGCUAACUCGUUCUCCACCUUUACUGCCUACGGGAUGCUUCGCCAUGAAGUAGUGCUUUGUUUCUGCCACCGCAAAGAAGAAUAAACAAACACAUUGCGGAACCUUGAAUUGGAAAGGAGACUGUGCCCGGAACUCCCAUUGCCCUUUGCCUGUCUCCUUUCUUUUUAUUGGAUGAGUACUUUUUUUUUUUCUUUUAUGGUUGUUUUUAAGGGUUAAAACCCCGCCGACGGGUACGGUUGUGAUACUUUACUACGGUACGCACUUCGCUUGUCUGUGGAUGGUUCCGGGUGGAAGGCUCUGCUGAAGUGCGUACAGGUUGUGUUGUAAGCCUCGACGCCUUGGGUUCCAUACCGUGCUGCUAUUUCUUCAUCCUCAUUUUGAGGCUUGCCUGAUACUUAGUCCGGUCCCCUCCCCCCCGAUGCGGGGUGUCUGAGUCCCCUUCCCCCUGCCUCCAGACGGCGGUCGGAGAUGUUGAAGUGUAUUCCACUGUGGCGCUGCAAUCGCCACGUCGAGUCAGUGGACAAGCGGCAUUGCUCUCUACAGACGGUACCGGAGGAGAUCUACCGCUACAGUCGAAGCUUGGAGGAGCUCUUGUUGGACGCGAACCAGCUGCGGGAUCUGCCCAAGCCUUUUUUCCGUCUCUUGAACCUUCGGAAAUUGGGUCUAAGUGAUAAUGAAAUCCAGAAGCUGCCUCCAGAGGUGGCCAAUUUCAUGCAGCUUGUGGAGCUUGACAUCUCAAGAAAUGACAUUCCAGAGAUCCCAGAAAGCAUUAAAUUUUGUAAGUCUUUGGAAAUUGCAGACUUCAGUGGAAAUCCCCUUUCCAGACUGCCUGAUGGUUUCACAUUGCUUCGCAGCCUUGCUCACCUUGCCCUCAAUGAUGUUUCACUUCAGGCACUUCCUAGUGACAUUGGCAACUUAACAAAUCUGGUGACUCUUGAGCUCAGGGAAAAUCUCUUGAAGUCCCUACCGACGUCGCUUUCAUUCCUUGUAAAGCUUGAACAGCUUGACCUAGGCAGCAAUGAACUUGAAAUCCUGCCAGAUACUUUGGGAGCAUUGCCAAACCUCCGAGAAUUAUGGCUUGAUAGGAACCAGCUGUCUUCAUUGCCACCGGAGCUGGGAAAUCUUCGGCGGCUAGUAUGCCUUGAUGUGUCUGAGAAUAAGUUGGAGCAACUUCCUAAGGAGCUGAAUGGCCUUAUGGCACUUACUGAUUUGCUUUUGUCUCAAAAUCUGCUGGAAACUAUUCCUGACAGCAUUGGUUGUCUGAAGCAACUUUCUAUUUUGAAGGUUGACCAAAACCGGUUAACCCAUCUUUCUGACUCCAUCGGAGAUUGUGAAAACCUGUCCGAACUUAUGCUGACAGAGAAUCUUCUUACAACAUUGCCCCGCUCUCUGGGAAAGUUGAAGAAGCUGACAAAUUUGAAUGCUGACCGGAACAGAUUAACUUCCAUACCCCUAGAGUUGGGAGGCUGCUCUAAUCUAAAUGUACUCUCACUUCGGGACAACCGUGUUACAAAGUUGCCUUCAGAGCUUGCUAAUGCAACUGAACUUCAUGUUUUGGAUGUUGCUGGAAACAGGCUACAAAACCUACCCUUCUCUCUUACUAAUCUCAACCUUAAAGCUAUGUGGUUGGCAGAAAAUCAGUCUCAACCAAUGCUUAAGUUUCAGACAGAGGAUGAUGAAAAGACUGGAGAAAAGGUUUUAACAUGUUACCUUCUACCACAACAACCUUCACCUAGCCUUGAGAAUCUUCUUCAGAACAGCGUUGAUGAAAGCUGGACAGACACCAACUUGAACCGGGUCAGUGUAAUUCAGUUUCAAGAAGAGCCCAAACCUGAAGAAGAAGAUGAAGAGACUGAAUCGGAGCGUAAGGGACUUCAAAGACGAGCAACACCACAUCCUAGUGAACUGAAAGUAAUGAAGAAAGUUAUUGAGGAUCGCAGAAAUGAGGCAUAUGUAGCAAGGCCAGAUGAAGAACUGGAUUCUCCUGAUGAUGAAAAUAAGAGAUUAAGUGGACUAUCUAAUGAUAGCCAUGAUUCCCAAGCAUCAAACAGUACAGCGUCUGCAAAAUCGGAGGGCUCUGAGUGGGAGGAAACUCAGAAACAAGAGCUUCUUGUUCCACUGGCUUCACAUGAGCCAUUGCCAGACAGUAAUAAUAUUUAUCUAAAUGAAGAGCAGGAAGAUGAGAUGGAAGUAGAAUAUACAGAGCCUACUGUACGUUUUGCUGAAGAACCCAUCAUACGAGAUGAGGAAGAAUAUGAGGAUGGUGAAGGGGAAAAUGGAGAGGAGGAGCGCCCAAUGCUCCCAGUUGAAAAACAAAGGCUUAUUCGUAAGGAUACUCCACACUACAAGAAGCAUUUCAAAAUCAACAAACUACCCAAACCAGAGGCAGUUGCAGCUUUGUUACAGGGUUUAAGUACUGACAAGGUUCCGCAGGAAGAGGAUGAGGAUUAUGGAGGUGUUCAGGAUCAGAGUAGUGAAAUGAAGCAGCUGAUGUUCCUUUUGCCUGACAGUGAAGGAGAUGGUGAGGAUCAAAUGUUGCUCAGGUUGAAUGACAAAAUUAAUUCCUCUCAGCAACCAGUAAAGGGGGUGUCGUUUGAUCAAGUCAAUAAUCUGCUGAUUGAACCUGCUCGAAUUGAGGAGGAAGAGCUGACACUUACAAUCAUUCGUCAGACUGGAGGUUUAGGGAUCAGUAUUGCAGGGGGUAAAGGAUCUACACCAUACAAAGGUGAUGACGAGGGUAUCUUCAUCUCCAGGGUUUCAGAAGAAGGCCCAGCUGCACGUGCAGGAGUUAAAGUGGGAGAUAAACUGUUAGAGGUGAAUGGUGUAGAUUUGCAUGAUGCAGAACAUCAUAAAGCUGUGGAAGCCCUUCGAAGCUCAGGGACUGCUGUUUCUAUGACUGUUCUCCGAGAGCGCAUGGUAGAGCCUGAAAAUGCUAUCACUACUACCCCUUUAAGACCAGAAGAUGACUACUUCCCUAGAGAGAGACGUAGCGGGAUGCCUUUCCCAACAGAAAUUGAGGAGGAGUCUGGAAAGCGAGAGAGACUCACAACAUCCCUCAUGCGAAAUGAUAAAGGAUUGGGGUUCAGCAUCGCAGGUGGUAAAGGAUCUACUCCUUAUCGUGCAGGUGAUACGGCAAUAUUCAUUUCUCGAAUUGCUGAAGGUGGAGCUGCCCAUCGUGACGGGGUUCUUCAGGUUGGAGACAGAGUUAUUUCUAUCAAUGGUGUAGACAUGACAGAAGCCAGACAUGAUCAGGCAGUAGCACUUCUUACUGGCACAUCUCCCACCAUCACUCUGCUUGUUGAGCGUGAUAUCUCGGAGCCCACAGUGGAUGCCAAGGGCAUGGGUGAAUCACCCAGCCUCCACCGGGCACGGCCACAUUCUCCUCCACCCUUCUUAUCAGAAAGCGGUCAUCAGGAAGGUGUUGAGGAGGAUGCAGAGACUACUCAAAACAGCCACCUAAGCCGAAUGCUGGAGGAUGAAUACCCAAUUGAGGAAGUACGUCUGGUGAAGGCAGGUGGCCCUCUAGGGCUAAGCAUUGUUGGAGGUAGUGACCAUGCUAGUCAUCCUUUUGGAGUUAGUGAACCUGGAGUUUUCAUAUCCAAGGUAAUACCCAAAGGCCUGGCUGCUCAGAGCGGCUUAAGGGUGGGUGACCGGAUCUUAGAGGUAAAUGCCAUUGACCUGAGGCAUGCCACACAUCAGGAAGCCGUGAAGGCACUACUUUCUAAUAAACAAGAAAUCCGAAUGCUGGUGAGGAGAGAUCCAGCUCCUUCUGGAAUGCAGAACAUUGUAAUAGAGAAGAUGUCUGGAGAGAAACUAGGCAUAAGCAUUCGAGGUGGAGCAAAGGGGCAUGCUGGGAACCCAUUUGAUCCAACUGAUGAGGGUAUCUUCAUAUCAAAGGUUAAUUCUAAUGGUGCUGCUGCUAGAGAUGGUAGACUUAAAGCAGGCUUGCGAAUUUUGGAAGUGAACAAUCACAGUCUUCUAGGUAUGACUCAUGCAGAAGCGGUGAGAAUAUUAAGAAGUAUUGGUGACACAUUGGACAUUCUGGUCUGCGAUGGCUUUGACCCCAAAGACGCUGCAGUUAUUGAGGCAUCACCUGGAAUCAUUGCUAAUCCAUUUGCUGCUGGAAUUGGUCGAAAGAACAGCAUGGAGAGUAUUUCAUCUAUCGACCGUGACCUCAGCCCGGAAGAGAUGGAGAUUAUCCAGAAAGAAAUGGAUAUGGUGCGAGAAACAUCUCAGUGGGAGCGUGAGGAGAUGGAAAAAGUGGAGAGAAUGCGCAAGGAGCGCGAGGAGGCCAACAGACUUCUAGAGGAGGAGGCUGAGGGUUAUAAUGUUGGCCCUCUCAAGAUGGAUUAUAAAACUUUGGCAGCUCUUCCUUCUACCAGCUUACAAAAAGUCAACAGGCUCUGUAAGUGUGCUACGCCACCUUUUGCAAUGGAGGUAGCUGAGCAGUCCUACAGCAACUCUCUUGAGAUUACACAUGGGGCUCCUACAGAAGACAGAAGCUUAUUGUACUCUGAGCCUCAGGUCCUCAACCCCAAUUCCUUACCUGCAAGUGUUCCUUGCCAAAUUGCUUUGUCAGUUGACUAUCAAGAUGAAAAUCAAUUUUCUGCAUCAAAGAAUGUUGUAGUUUCCCCAGUGCCAAAAGAGAAAAAUCCUCCACAAGUGGAGGAGGAGGAGGAGGAAGAAAAUCUGGUGGACUCCCAACCAAUUUGUUUUAGUGAGAAUCCCUUUAUAGUGGCCAAUCGGCUGAGGAAAACCAAAGCUGCUGAAGCAAGGAUACUUUUAGGACCUCCUGUUGGCUAUGGGAAAUUGGGCCGUUUACAAACAAAUCUGUAUUCAAAGCCUCCUGUAUAUUUAGGACAUUGUUUUCCUCCAUUUUGCAAGCUUAUCCAGGGCAGUUCUACUGAGCCUACUGUAAAUAGCCCUAAUCGUGAAGCCCCAUAUUCUCCAGUCUCUCAGCAACUUCCUUCCACAUCCCCUUCUACAGUCCGAUCAGGCAGAGAGACUCGCUUUGCUUCUAUAAACUUCAUAUCUUCUACUGUUCCUAAAGACAAUGCAUCUACCAAACCAGGUGUAAUCCAGCCUGUGUCCCGAGCACGCCCCAGUGGGCCUCAUGGCAGUCAGGAUGGCCAGUGCAGCCCAAACCCAUUCCAGCACAGUUCCAACCCACUUGAAACACAGAAUUCUCCUCGUGUCCCUUCCCCACUCUCCCCUGAUGAGUUCCCUGUUAAUAUUAAACAGGCUUACAAAACCUUCGCUGCCGUUCCUACUAGUCAUGUGGUCCAUGACCAGCAGGACAACCUUAUCCAGAGAAACAAUAUAGAGUCAAAACCAUCUCCUGAGGACCUGGAGAACAAUGUCUUCGAGGAUGGCAACAUCAUACUCAGCAGUCCAUCUCACAGCAUUCCGACUGAAGGAGAGUCUAACCAAGAUGUAGGGGAGCUGGCCUUCCACAAGGGAUAUGUCAGUCUGUCUGCUGUGCCCCUCAUCAGUAGACCUUCUGUGGAACAGGAGGAGGCUCCAUCACCUAGUGGCUUGAACAGCCCAGAACAGCGCUCCUUCCGGGACCGGCAAAAGUAUUUUGAAAUAGAAGUCAAACAACAAAUCCCAGAAAACAAACCUAAACCUAGGGUAUCACUUGUUGGAGAAGAUGAUCUGAAGAAGAUGAGAGAGGAAGAGGCCAGAAAGAUAGAGCAGAGAGCAAUGGAGAUGCUGGUGGAUGAAGAGGAAGAUGAUGAAGAUGAUCUUGCUAAACAAAUGGCUGCUGUAAAGGCACAUGGCAAAGUGGUUAUCGAUGGUGUGGAAUACAAGAUUGAAAGGGUGGAUAAUCGUAAUACUAACAAUGUUGGGGUAUCGCAAGUGGAUGGAAAAGUGGAUUCGCAGAGGAAUUCCCUUGAAGAUAGCUUUAGGUUAGAGCAGAGACCCAACUCCAUGACUGGUUUGAGUCCAGUGUAUGGAGGAGAGCCAGUUGCACCAAUUCGUACAGCAAAGGCAGAGAGGCGAUACCAGGAACGUUUACGAAUGCAAAGUCCAGAAUUACUUAGCACACAAGAGAAAGACCUGUCUCCUGCAGAAAAGCGGGCCCUUGAAGCAGAAAAAAGAGCAAUGUGGAGGGCAGCACGACCCCGAGGGCUGGAAGAUGACAUGAAACAGUAUGAGCAGGACCUUGCCAAAAAGCUGUACCAGUCUCGACAGAGGGCAUCUCAGGUUCACAGCAACAUUCCUGAUUCUGCAGCAAACAAUUACAGGAUGAAGUCCUUAGAACAGGAUGCCUUAAAAGCACAGAUGGUUAUUGCGAAGUCAAAGGAGGCAAAAAAGCGUACCACUCUGGAUCAGUUGGUAGAGUCUCCUUCUCCGGCUCCCACGCCUUCUCCUACACCACUCGAAGACUACAGUUCAAGAAAUAUCACUUCACCGGGUAGAUUGUCUCUGUCAGAAAAGAAGUUUGACUACCGACAGUUUGCCGCUAUUCCUUCUUCCAAACCUGUAUACGACAUUCAGUCACCUGAUAUUUCGGAGGAUGUCAAGAUCAUUGAUGACUCUGGAAGAAGAGCAGUGACCCCUAGAGAGAAGGAGAUUGACGGUCACAUUCCUUUACCUGCCACCUCUGCUUUGGAAGAAAUGGCCCUCUACAGCAACAAACGCAAACUACGGCACAGCCGACGAAGCUUGGAGACGGCUGUCCCCACGUAAUCCAGCUGUAUCAUAAGCGCACUCGCACGAGAAAAACGAAACAAAAAAGUAACGUCUUGCCUCCAAAUGGUGUCCUUUAUCUUUUGGGCUGGACAUCUGCCAAAAAAAAAAUAGUGCAUGGACUUGGGCUGCUAACCUUAACCGAAAGAGGAUGUAGAUGCUAGGCUCUGUAUACCAGACUGUAAAUCGAACGUUCAGUUUGUGUUCGAGACGCUGAAUUCUUUGACAUGGACUAAUUCUCUUUUUGACUGUUUCAUUUUUCACUUUUUUAAAUUUUACUCCAAAAAUGCUAGAUGUGUUUUAAUUUGUACAUUUUAUUUUUUCGUUUUUAAUUUGGUUGUAAAAUUGCCUCAGCUGGGAAGGCGUAUGAAACUAGCUUGGUCUGGGUAAGCGGAAUAUGUAAAUAUAAAUUCAACUCGGACCCUUUAAUGUUGGGUAAGACAGCCUCUGCUACCUUCACUGCACUACAGCUACUCAUUUGGCCUCUUUAUUGCCAGUAGCCUUUUUCUGCUGAUUUUAACACUUUAAUUCUUUUAAUGUAAUUUAUUAUUCUAGAUACAUUGGCAAUUGUACAUUUUUUAAUAUAACUGCUUGGUUUGGGGUUUUAUUGCUUUUCUUGUAUACAGCGCAAAGUUGUUUUAGUAAGGUGUAAUAAAGACCUGAAGGCCAAGCGGGAACUUUUUUUACGUUAUUUUUAUUGUUUAAUGGCAGCCCAGCACUUGAACGUUCAUGGUAAAAUAUUCCAAACCCAACCAAACUGGUGCCCAGUUAGCGUUUAUAAAGCUGACAGUACGUGAAAGAAACUGCGAUUGGGCUACUGGAAUAUUACUGCCAUGCACUCGGAUGAACAAUCGUGGCCUUUUAACUGCAGCAAUAAAAACAGCAAAAGCUUUGUAUACUUUGGAGAGUCGGACACAGACUUGCAUGGACCAUCUGGAAGAAAUGUCUAACGUUUUAGAAUUUGGACAUGUUCAUCUGGAAAUGGUGACUUCCAAAGUUUUUAUUUCUUGCCUUCCAACAUUGUUUAUAGUGUAACUUCAAGGGUGGCACCAUUCUUUGUGAACAGACUACCUUUUGCAGCUCUCGUUUAAUAUUGGUAAUUUAAAAAUGUCUUUUACAUCCAAUUAGUUCAAGCUCCACAUGCAUUUAAAAAGAAACAUUUAGAAACUGCGAAUAAAAGAAGCCCCAGCACCACACCUGUGCUUAGAAGUGCUGGCAUUUGAAGGUAGCAGACGUUCAGAAGCUGUUGAGUUCCCUUCAGGUAGUGUGAAUAAUGUACAGUUAUUAAAAAAAACAAAAAAAAAAUUAAAAAGUCAGAACUGAGCCAACCUGCAUCAGAGUGAUGCCAGCCUUGUGGCCAGUGUGCACUGCAUGUACAUUGGCACGGUUAUUGAAAGCUUUUUGUAGAGAUAAAAUUAGACUUGAAAAGUACUUUGUAAUUCUCCCCUGAUUUGAUAGAUUUGUUUCUUUAAUCUUGGUUGUAGGACUGGCAAAGACAUUCAGAUUUUUUUAAAUCCAUUCAUUUUAUAGUGGACAAAUACAGUUUUGGAAAAAGUAAGUACUGCGCUGUUACUUUGAACUGACAGACUUUUAUUUUUUGUUCCUUUCUGUGCUGAUUUUUUUUUCAGUUUGGGCAAAAAUCUGUGAAGAAAUUUGACAACACACUAGAAUUUUCCUGGUACCUGGGAGUUGCUACGCUGAUCACUAUGUUCUUUUUUUUUUCCCCCACAGCAAAUUAUACUUUGCAUUUUCCCCCUCAUUUUCCUUUGAAUUCUGGUGGGGAUUUUUACUUGGAGCGGGGUAGUGUUAGCUCAAUCAAGACUGUAACUAGUGAAAUUUGUACAACCAAAGAAGUCUAUUUUGUGGUUCAGGAAUAAUAAAGUUUACUUUUCAUUUUACAAACACCUUUCA
Polypterus senegalus (gray bichir) is the source of this 9038-nucleotide messenger RNA. RefSeq names its product scribble planar cell polarity protein (gene scrib). The transcript has 48 exons. Gene Ontology annotation, cellular component: postsynaptic density; postsynaptic membrane; adherens junction. Lineage: Eukaryota; Metazoa; Chordata; Cladistia; Polypteriformes; Polypteridae. The coding region runs from base 903 to 7127 and encodes 2074 amino acids. The record is from RefSeq and is a predicted model, not a curated record. Gene Ontology annotation, molecular function: protein binding. Gene Ontology annotation, biological process: neurotransmitter receptor transport, endosome to postsynaptic membrane; neurotransmitter receptor transport postsynaptic membrane to endosome.